GCUUGCCGCUGUACCUUUCGCUCCUCCUUCUAUAGAGACCCUCCUUCACUGAGCGUUUCACAUUCUGCCAUACCCCCUUGUACCAAGCGCCCUAUCUCCAUCGACCCUAUCAGCGUGCUUGAUGUUUAUUCAAGGCCCGGGUGGAUUUGUGGACGCGAUGUCUUUUUUUGGUGGCUCCGAAAACCCUGAGAUGGACGAAUACCUUGAGAAUAUGCCAUCGGAGUGGCCACGGACUGGGGCGACGCCUUACAACUAUUCGUACUGUACUGCAGCGUUUUCAGCACCGGGCCUCUUAACACCCAUCAGUCUCCCUGGUAGCUCUUUUGGGGACACAAGACUAAGCCCUGUACUCAGUCACCAUUCGCAGGAGUAUCAGUAUGGAGUGGGUGAGGCGGCCCUCCCUCAAUCCGGGCUUGGUCUCUCGGGCCCGUUUCCAAGUAACUACCCGAUGGCAGCUACAGCUGGACUGGAACUGGCCCCAGCAAACGUAGUUUAUGACACGAGGGAAACCACUCAUUCACCUCAGCGGCAACCUGCAAGGAGGACACGCCGGAGCGCGAGAAGCACACCGCCGAUCCGAGAGACGCCAGUUCUGAUCCGCCCUCAUCCAGAGGGCCUUCAACGGUUGGAAGAGGAGCGUCGCCAGUAUGACCUGGAGCAGCAACGAGCACGUGCAUCCGGACGACGGCGAAGAGAUCCGCAGGCCGAGGAAGAGAAUGCGUUUGUGGAGUCUCUCCGAGAUCAAGGUAUGUCCUGGAAGACAAUCCGGGAAAGGUACCGCGAGAGGUUCAACAAGGAUGCCGCGGAAGCAAGUCUCCAGAUGCGGAUGACGCGGAGGCGAAAGGAACGCCAGGCCCGCUGGGAUGAGGAUGAUGUGAGUACGUGCCCAUUACUGCUGUCUACUUCUUCAGAUGUUGGAUCAUAGGCGACGCUGAACAUGCAAGGUGUCAAUUAGAUCCGGCUGCUUUUAAGAGCUCGUGAUGAUCUAGAGAGAGAGAAAUAUGAAAUCAUCGCUCAAAAGAUGCGAGACCUCGGCGCUAAACAAUCCUACACUGCAAGAGAAUGUGAAUCCCAGCUACAGCUCCUUGAAUCCUCCCAAAGCCAACGACAUAGCGGACCCGGUCGACGAAGAAAGACGGAUCCCCAACGUCGCCGUACAAGAGCUGCUUUGCGGUCUUCUCAACGAGCCACAGAGACACAGAGGAAUUUAUGAUUGGGUUGAAGCAUACGCAUAUGUUAUGAAGUUGGAUGAGAGGCAUUUUGUAUAGAUUUCCUGUUUGUUCCGAACUACGCACGCAUUCUGGGUCACUAAUAGUUAGGAAUUUUUGUCUGUUAUUUUGCAUUUAUUUAGAACUUCGUUAAUUUGCAGUGUUUCGUUCAUAUUGUC
Molecule: messenger RNA, 1387 nt
Organism: Monascus purpureus
Lineage: Eukaryota; Fungi; Ascomycota; Eurotiomycetes; Eurotiales; Aspergillaceae
Source: the annotation of a GenBank genome assembly